GUAAGAUACUCACCGACAGUUGUAACUGAGAACUCGAGAGAUACACUCGCAAACACAAGAUUUACCCAUUCUGUGAAAAAAAAGUGAUUUUUCUCUUACGCGUACAACCAGCAAUCAAUACAUUAAAUUAUACUCAUUGACGGCUACUUUUACGCAGUAUUUGACAAAAUGCUGGAAGUAAACGGUAACAAUGACGCAGCGAGGAUGCUUGACGGCGACUGCAAAAUCUAUGUGCAGGAAUCCGAAAAAUUGCUGGGCCCCAAAAAAUCACAAAACUUGCAAAUAAACAUCGAAUUCAACGAUCUCUGUUACUCUGCUCGCGAUCGAAAAGGAACUGAGAAGACAAUCUUACGUAAUGUAACGGGGCAUUUCGAAACGGGAAAAGUUACGGUGAUAAUCGGUCCUUCUGGCGUGGGAAAGACCACUCUGUUGAAAAUCAUAUCGGGCAGACGAUUAAUUGGCGUUACUGGCAACAUUAUCGUAAACGGUGUUGAACGAAAUAUAGGAACGUUUCGCAAACAGGUAUGCUACGUGCCACAACAAUUCCAUCUAUUGCCGCUCCUCACGACGAAAGAAACAUUCUAUAUAGCGGCACGACUAAAACUCAACAUUAAUCAGAACGAAGCAAUUCAUUUAAUUAUAAAUGAAAUUGCAAAGAAUUUGGGCUUAUUAAAUUGCCUGGAUACAUUGGCAAGCAAAUUAAGCGGUGGUGAACAGAGAAGACUCUCCAUCGGAGUGGAAAUGAUCACCAGGCCAUCCGUUUUCUUAUUAGACGAGCCAACAAGUGGUCUGGACAGUGUGGCCUCUAAUCAGCUAGUUAACAUACUGCACGAUAUGGCGAGAGCAAACUGCACCGUGGUUUGUACGAUACAUCAACCCAGCAGUCAAAUGAUUUCACUUUUCGAUGACAUUAUGGUACUCGAUCGAGGCAGAUGUAUAUACUGCGGUCCAAAGAGCGAAAUCUUAAACACGUACAGCAUUGCUGGGUUUACGUGUCCCAAUUUCUACAAUAUAGCCGAGUUUGUGCUUGAGGUAACAACCGAGCAGAAGGAUGGAGAUUUAGAGAAUCUAUACAAUAUUUGUCGUGAAGAGUACGAAAAGUUUAAGUCACGCACUGAAUAUAAUAAAAAUAAAUUGGAGCCAUCUACUGAUUCCAAACAGAAAAAUGAAACAUGUAAUAAAGAUACAUCUAUAAAUAGCAUAAUACAAAAGAAAUCUACAUGGGAACAGCAAAAGGUUUUAUUUUUACGAGCUUUAAUUUGUAUCAAACGAGAUAAUACCUUGACAAAAUUAAGAUUAGCGGUACAUUUCGCAACCUCGCUAUUCUUAGGUACAGUUUUUUAUAAUUUCGGCGACAAUGCAGAAAAAGUAAUCAGUAACAUCUCUUACUUCUUUAUCCACCUGUUAUUUUUAUAUCUAUGUAACUCCGUAUUGACAGUGCUAAUAAUUCCCACGGAAGCGGCAGUAUUCCUACAGGAACACUCAAAUAAUUGGUAUUCUUUGAGAUCCUAUUACAGCAUGAAAAUAUUAACAGAUCUCCCGAUACAAAUACUUUGCACCUCAUCUUAUGUGUUUAUAUCAUACUAUAUGACAGGACAGCCAAUGGAAUUAGAUAGAAUUUUAGGGGUAUGGGUCAUUUGCCUAUUAAUUACAAUUCUUGGACAAACGGUCGGAAUAUUUGUAGGCACAGCUUUUGGUAUUGAGCUGGGUGUAUUUUUAAUACCGGCAACCAGUAUACCAUUUUAUAUAUUUGGUGGAUUUUUCAUGAAAAUAGAAGAAACGUCGAUAUACCUGCAGCCUUUGGGUGUUUUGAGUUUUAUAAGAUACGCAUUUGAAGGAAUGAUGCAGGCGGUUUAUCUUGACAGACCAAAACUGUCAUGCUCGGAAAUGUAUUGUCACUGGCGUUCGCCCAACAAGAUUCUCUCCAUGAUGGGCAUACCAACUGUGCCAUUUUACGUAACUCUACUAAUACUUGUCUCUUGGAUACUGUGUUUACACACGAUCGCCUAUGCAUUAUUUCGUUGGAAAAUUUAUCAUGCAGAAAAGUGAUAUAUUUAAUUAAUGUCCAUCGAAAACGUGAAAAUGUUUUCGUAGUAUGUUUUGAACACAAAAAUUAUCUGUAGUGCAAAUUCUCUUUGCAAUGGACAAAAUGUGGAAAGAAAUUAUGAGAGUAGAAAUGUAAAAGGUAAUGUACAAAUAUUUUAAAACUAAAUAUAUAACAGGUUCAAUAGUAACAA
Wasmannia auropunctata (little fire ant) is the source of this 2237-nucleotide messenger RNA. Its product is annotated as ATP-binding cassette sub-family G member 1-like. The transcript has 12 exons. Gene Ontology annotation, molecular function: ATP binding; ABC-type transporter activity; ATP hydrolysis activity. NCBI's taxonomy places the organism in Eukaryota, Metazoa, Arthropoda, Insecta, Hymenoptera, Formicidae. Gene Ontology annotation, cellular component: plasma membrane. The record is from RefSeq and is a predicted model, not a curated record. Bases 169 to 2049 code for a protein of 626 amino acids.